Messenger RNA from Myotis lucifugus (little brown bat), 1458 nucleotides. RefSeq lists its product as uncharacterized. Lineage: Eukaryota; Metazoa; Chordata; Mammalia; Chiroptera; Vespertilionidae. The coding region runs from base 1 to 843 and encodes 280 amino acids. The record is from RefSeq and is a predicted model, not a curated record. The transcript is spliced from 3 exons.
AUGGGGGCGGGGCUAGAGGAGGGGGCGGGCGAGUGUGUUGGCGCCCGUGGCGCGAGAUCCCCGGGGCCGCAGUCUCCCUGGGUCGCAGCCCGCGUGACCCGGCCCCCGUUUGCGCGCUCGCCCCUCCGCCGGCGCAGUCACCGCGCGGGGCGGCCGCCCGUGAGGAAGCUACAACGAAUAAAGCUCCGAGACACAGGCGCCCUCGUCGACACCUGGACGGGCGGCCCUGGCCGGGAGCGGCGGCCCGCGUGCACCGUGAGCAGCGAGCGGCAGAGGCGACCUCCGGCCCGGCCCGCACCAGCCUCCCUGCAGGCGCGGCAUGACCCUGGUCUGGCACUCCCGGGAUGCUUCUUGAGCCCCUUCGCCGGCGGUUACCUCGGAGGGACGGUUGUGGCCACACCGACAUCUAUUUUGCAAAGUAAUCAUUGUUUAUUCUUGUGGCGGCGGGGCCGAACACGCUUAUUUAUUUUUCAUUUUCUCAGCAAGCUUUUACCCAGCACUUGUCCAGCAAAACAACUCGGUAACCGUUUCGAAGCAGCACCGCCCGGUCAGGAAAUCUCCGCCCGAGCCGCUCGCGGAAGCCCGCCUUUGCGUCGUCCCUCCUUACAUGCUGUGAAGACUGUUGCUCCUCCCUGUAACCACCAGUGUGCACAGAACUCCACUCGGGAAACGUCUUGGCCCAGCGAUGCAAAGAACCGAAGUGUCAAGGUGCAGCUCGUGGGUUCAAAGAGGAGACCGAGAAAGGAAGGGCGGUCUAGCCUCGGGUUGUAUUCCGACAGAGCGGUUGGAAGUCCUGGAGGAUGCUCAGGGCUCCCCAGCCAUGAGGACCUGUCCCUGGCGUGACCUGAUUCACUCAGUUCCCCUCUCCCCUGGCGAAACAGCCCUUCCUUCAUCAUAGGAGUGGGUUUUGCUACUUUUGUCGCCCUGGCCAAUGGAAGCCCAGUUCCCAGUCCGCUGACACUGGGGGGCGGAGGGGGGGGGGGGACCGGCAGGGUGUCCUCUCCGCAGACAAAGGUUGAGAACAGGCCAAACCUCUACAGCCACCUGAGCCUGGUGCAAGGCGGCAGGGGUGGUUUGUCGGUGUCACCUCUCGUCUCCCACUAGAGGGAGCCCUUGCUCUAAGCAGCUGACAUGCCACCGGCGCCUCCCAGGAAAGGACUUGCUGGGCUCGCUUUUUACUGGGCAGAAUUAAGGCACCCAUACUUGGGGGCCAAAGGAGGCUUUUUUCCUGAGGGCCACCUCGUGAUUUUAACGGGCACAAAGAAAACAACCCGUUGGCCAGUUCAGGCUGAGUGGUAGCAGUACCUCUGACUUGAGGCAGGUGCCUCUCUGUGACCUCCCUGUGCCUCCGUCUCCUCAUCUUAAAAAAUGGGGAGCCCUGACCGGUUUGGCUCAGUGGAUAGAGCGUCGGCCUACGGACUGAAGGGUCCCGGGUGCGAUUCCAGUCAAGGGCAUGUA